ACAAAUUCAGCACUUCUGAACAUAACAUGUGGCUGUGAGUGAGAUAGCCGUGGGCUAUACAAAAAACGGUGCAUGGUAGGCUGGUGUUUUUUAUAAUGGAUGAAAAACCCGGUUGCACAAUAUUAGCUAAGGGUUCAUUUUCAUCUCCCUAUCUUUAAUGUGACGGGUGAAAAAUAAAUGCACGGACACACCUUAGCUUAUGUCAAGGUGGUGAGUGUAUAUUCGUACCAGUGCUCAGUCAUUACACUCAUUUCUGGGAAAGUGUGUAACCUACUCCGAUUCAAGGUACAUUCAGUGGAGACAGUAGCACUAGCAGCCGAAUUUUACGUCUUCUUCUCUUCUUUUUUAAAUGGCUAGGCUACUUGUACGCGAUACUUGAUUCUGUUACGGCAAUUAAUGUUUUUAAUAUUCGAGUUACUUAGACUGUUGAAUGAAGAUGUGUGACGUCAGGAGACCGCAAGUAGCACUUGUCGUAGCCUACAUUGGGAUAAAAAGUUACAAAGCUAGCUAAUUAGGCUAUAUGUUGUAUUUUGUCGCUCUUUGGCUAGGCGCAUUUUCUAAACUUCUGAAACUUCGAUGACGUUACAUGGGACCGCUUAUUCCGUUGAAUUCUCAGUAAAUUGGCAUGGAUAGACCCGAUCUUCAAAGACUGUUUUCAGCGUGCGACGUAAAUAAAUCGGGUAAAAUUGAGUAUGAAGAUUUUACCGUAGUUUGUCGAGAGCUAAACGUCCCCAAUACCGAGGUCAAGACUUUGUUCAAUAAGUUUGACAUAGAAAGAGUUGGAUAUGUCGACUUCGGCGAUUUUUUGGCCCGGUUCAACGAGGUUUCUGAAACGCUGGACUUUACUGCACUUGGAGAAGUGCAACAUGGAAGAAGCGCUUGGGACGAAUUUGAGGACACAAUGGAAGGCGAUACGAGUUAUUUGGGAGGUGCCAGGGAGCAACUGGCCGAGCUCUACCAGCAAAUCCACUCGACGUCUGACAUUGCCCUCCUGCGUCAGUGUGAGACUGUGAUAAAGACGCUGGUGAAGGACUGCAAGGACCAGGUCUCUGAGAGCCAGCAGCUGGAGACCAGCCUGAGAAGGGUGGAGGAGAUGACUUCUCGUCAGCUGACGGAGCUGGAGGAGGACCUGCAGGAGCAGCUGCUUCAGAUGGAGAAGAGGGUGAAAGCGGAGGAGCAGCAGAGGAUGGAAGCGGCCAUGAGUGAGAUGCAAACCAGGCACGAGGGGGAGGUGGCAGACCUGCGGGCCACUGUGCAGAGACUCAUGAAGCACCAGGAGGAAUCACAGUUUGGCAGUCCCAGAGUGGACGUCCGGCAGCUGAGGAAGCAGAUCCGCGAGACAGGGCAGGAGAACGAGGCGCUGCGGAGCUCCCUCCUCGGCGCGCAGACCAGCGUCUCCAUCCUGCAGGCGGAGCUGGACCAGCUGAAGAACGAGUACGCAGACGAGCGCCUGCAGCACGAGAGGGAGAACAGCGACUUGAAAAAGAUGCUUGCGGAAUGCCAGUCCUACUCCAGCCACAUCGGAAUCCUCCAGGAAGUGAACAGGAAGCUGUACGACAGCAACGACGGGCUGCGGUCAGCGCUGGCCAUGAACGCGGCCACCGCCAAGAGGAGGCUCUCGCCCAAAGAUGAGACCCCAACCAGGAAGCUCCGGUCCGUUCCGCAGAGCACCCGCAACUGCAGUAUUGCCAGCGAGGACGAGGCCAUGUCUGUCGACUCGACUGGCGGCCAGUACUCCCACGUCACCAGCUGGGCAGAGCGGUACCUGGACGGCAAACCGUCGCCGAGGCUGGGCAUGGCGGACGGCUCGAGCAGCGAGUACGACAGCGACAACACCCAGGACUCCGUGGAGACGGUGCACCGCAGCUGCUCCUACACGCCCUCCGACAUCGAGAUGUCCGAUCUGAAGGCGGAGGACUCGGUUUCCAUGGCGCCCAGCAAGACCAGCUCCGUGGCUUCUUCCAUUCGCAGGCGACUCUCAGCCUUCACGUCUAAGCAUGUGGAUGUAGACACUCCAAUCUCUGAAGAGCCCUCCCCCAUGUACAGGCUUGUCCUGGCGGGAGACGCGGGUUCGGGGAAGUCCAGUUUCCUGCUCAGGCUGAGCUCAAACGAGUUCAAGGGAGACAUGCAGUCGACGCUGGGUGUGGAUUUCCAAAUCAAAAGGAUGCUGGUGGAUGGAGAAAAGACUCAUCUGCAGAUCUGGGACACUGCUGGACAAGAGAGGUUCCGGAGCCUUGCCAGGUCCUACUUCCGCAGAGCGCAUGGAGUUAUACUGCUGUACGACGUCACUUCGGAGACAAGCUUCCUCAGCGUGCGAGAGUGGAUGAACCACAUUCAGGACUCCACGGACGAGCGCCUCCCCACCUGCCUGAUCGGGAACAAGGCGGACCUGCGGGCGGCGCUGCCGGAGGGGGGCUGCGUGAGCGCCGCUGACGGGGAGAAGCUAGCCAAGACGUAUAACGCCCUGUUCUGUGAGACCAGCGCCAAAGAGGGAACCAACGUGGUCGAAGCAGUGCUCCAUCUUGCACGGGAAGUGAAGAAGCACGCAAAGCUGAGACGGAUGUCGGAUCCGCGAACAAGGCUGAGUUUGACCAACGAGAAGAAGAAAGCGCUCAGUAGCUGCUGUGGAGUGUAGCCUGAGUGCGUCUGCCAGCUGGAGGAGCCGGUAACCCUUCAGACUGUAUUCCAGCAGUUUCCACACGAUGCUAAAGGUGUACUUGUAUUCCAGCAGUUUCCACACGGUGCGACCAUGCUAAAGGUGUACUUGUAUUCCAGCAGUUUCCACACGAUGCUAAAGGUGUACUUUUAUUACAGUGGUUUUCACACGGUGCACUUCCUUUCUGGAAAUCUGAUUUCUAGGAGUUUUAAAAUGUUUUGUAUUUCUUUUAAGUACACCUGGAGCAUGCUUUUGAAUUAAGAGAUUUCGUUAACUUGGCGGUUUCCUUACUGCCAGACUUUUUCCGAGGACAACACAAAAAGGUACGCUUAUCUGUUUUUAUUUUUUUGUUAAGAAAAUGUCUGUAAAAUCAAAAACACUGAAGCACUGGACUACAGUAAAUACUGUAACUAAGAUGCCACCAAAUGUUUGAACACAAGAAUCGGGCUCCACGGGGAUAAUGCAGAACUGUAUUUAUUAAAUUUGUUGUUAUAACUAUAUUGUGUACAGGUAUGUUGUACAAUUUAGUUUUGCAUUGAAGAUUCUUGUUGCGGCAAAACCAGUUGUACAAAUGUCAAUCAUUUUUGUAUUACUUUUAAAAAAUACAGAUCUCACUAAUG
Molecule: messenger RNA, 3276 nt
Organism: Anguilla rostrata (American eel)
Lineage: Eukaryota; Metazoa; Chordata; Actinopteri; Anguilliformes; Anguillidae
Gene: rasef2
Product: RAS and EF-hand domain containing 2
Exons: 17
Coding region: 626-2635 (669 amino acids)
Biological process (GO): vesicle-mediated transport
Molecular function (GO): GTP binding; calcium ion binding; GTPase activity
Source: RefSeq, a predicted model, not a curated record